Messenger RNA from Paraglomus brasilianum, 1212 nucleotides. The record is from the annotation of a GenBank genome assembly. NCBI's taxonomy places the organism in Eukaryota, Fungi, Glomeromycota, Glomeromycetes, Paraglomerales, Paraglomeraceae.
AUGCAUCACCUGUCUAAAGGCGACGACGAAACUUUUGAUAUUCAUCUAGUUGAGCCUGAAGGGCAGUUUCGGCCGACAAGAAUCGGUGACCUUGAUUUCUCUGCUGGUUCAUGGGCUUCAAGGAUUGGCAUUCUGUACGACGAACUUCACUUGCAAGCCACAGAAUGGAACGGGGGGUCGUAUUCGCUGAAUAGCUUCGAGUGGGCUCAUAAUUCUGAUCAAUCCGAUUUGAGAUUGGGUGACGAUGCUGGCAAAGAAGCACGAUUCGCGGUGUUAUACGACAAGAUAAGGUGGAAGGGAAUUACCCAGUUAUCGCCACAUUAUCCUGUAGUACUGAGCGCAUGGGACAUCCGCGGGCGUGGAAGUCUAUACGGCGAAUUGCUCGUUGUCGUGAUUCAGAAACUACGGAACUCCCUUGCAGCCUGUCAUGUUCAACCUAUUAACGAGGAACCUAUCCAGCAACUAAGGCUUAGUCUUGGCAGUGAUGCCGAGGUGGGACAGGGUCUGGCAGCCGCCGGUGGGAAGAGCAUCAUCAAUGGAGAUGCAAAUGGUUAUGUAAAUAUAUGGGAUAUUGGAACAAUACAAACAUACUUGAGUACCAAAAACGGCAGCCUACUACCUGCACACAAGACGUCAGUGACAAGUCCAGAUGAAAAGAUACUGUCGCUCACAGCGCAAUAUCAUAAUAGUGCCCUCAACAUUUAUUGCACAACUGAUGCUGGCCGAUUAAUAGCAUGCGAUCCCAGAAAGUCUGGAAACCCUGCCAGCGCGAUUGAUUCUGCGCACAAUUCUGCAGUCACUACAAGCGCUUAUCACCCUACAAAGACACAUCUGCUAUUGUCAGGAGCAAACGAUGGUACUGUCAAAUGGUGGGACACUCGAAAAAUGGUUAGCCUAUACAACAAGACACCGAUCCCGAUGGGAACAUUAAAGGUUCAUACAGACCGUGUGAACAAAGUUGAAUGGUCACCGCACCAUGAUUACAUUUUCGCCAGUUGCUCGGAUGAUAAAAGCGUUGUUAUCUGUAAUAGUGAGCGUGUUGGUCACGAUUUAAAUAGCGAUUAUACAUUUCAACAUGUCGGCCACAAGGAGAGGGUGACAGAUAUCUCUUGGCAUCCUGCCAAACAUCACCAGUACACUAUUGGAUCAGUAUCUCCCGGUUCCGCAGACAACCCCGGGAUGAUUCAAGGUGAUUCCAAGUCUAUUUCAUAA